CCCCACGGCUGGGGGGGGGGCAGUGGCUCUCGGUGGCCCAGCACCCUCGGGCGGCCCGGCCCUGUGCACCCCGGGGUCCCCGGCUGCCCCUCCCCUCCCAGCCCCGGGGCCGGGGGCCCAGGCGUCCGGGCGGCACCCGAGCGGAGGCCCCGGGCGUCGGGGGCCCAGGCGUCCGGGCCUAGCAAAGGGUUAAGGACCCAUAGAGCCCCGCGCGCGGGGGGCAGGGCGGCAGGGCCUGGCGGCGGCAGCCGGGGCGGGCCUGGGGGACGGCGGCGCCAUGGGGGAGAAGCCCAACGCGUGCCCCUACUGCGGCAAAGGCUUCCGCCGGAGCUCCCACCUGACGCGGCACCUGGGCACCCACGGCGGCGGGGCGGCGGCGGAGCCGGCCGGGGCGCCGGCGCCGCGGCCCUACGCCUGCGAGCGCUGCGGCAAGGCCUUCGGGCGCAGCGCCCACCUGGCCCGCCACCGCGAGACCCACUCGGGCGAGCGGCCCUACCGCUGCGGCUGCUGCGGCAAGGCCUUCCGCCGCAGCGCCCACCUCACCCGCCACCGCGGCACCCACACCGGCGAGCGCCCCUUCGCCUGCGGCCUCUGCGGCAAGGCCUUCACCCGCGCCGCCCACCUCGCCCGCCACCGCCUCACCCACACCGGCGAGCGGCCCUUCCCCUGCGGCGACUGCGGCAAGAGCUUCGCCCGCGCCGCCCACCUCGCCCGCCACCGCGCCACCCACACGGGCGAGCGGCCCCACAAGUGCGCGGGUUGCGGCAAGGCCUUCGCCGCCGCCGCCCACCUCCUGCGGCACCAGCGCACCCACCGCGCGUAGCCGCCCGCGCCGCCCUUUCCCCCCCCGUUUUCUUUCUCGCCGGCGGGCGAAAACCGGGCGCCUUUGCCGCCGCCUCCGUUCGGGCCACCACGCACCGUUUUAUCCCCCCCGACUGCCGCAGGGGGGGAUCGGACUCACCUCUUCGCUCCGGCGUCGGAAAACCCUUUCCGUUCCCUUCUGCGGCUCCUGGAGCGGGGCAAAAAGUGAAGCUUCCCGCUUGACGCCAUCCCGGGGGCUCAUCCGAGGAGGAAGCUCCCGAUUUAACGGCGACCCGCGGCGCUCUGAAGGGCUCCCCGCCCGCUCGCCGGCCCUGUGGAGGAAGGCGGCCUCGGUGGGACGUCGCUUUCGGCCUCGAGGAAGCCAAGGCCAGUGUCGCCUUGUGCCCACCAGGAACCAGGAGGCGAGGGACUUCACGGCAGAGCCGCCUCGACAGUUUCGGGGGCCGAACCGGCGGCGCCACGUGAGCCCGACCCUGCUGCGUCCCCUCCACCGCGUCCACCCGGAGCGACGUUACCCGCGCGGCGGUCGACGCUCCUCGCUGUCCAGCACCGCUGGGCUCGAGACGGUGCUUUCCCGAGCGGCCUUCCCAGGGCGUUUCUCGCUCUUUUCCCCAGACGGCCCCUUCCCGCGUUGGGUUUUGUGGUUUUUCUCCGUGUGAAUUUUCCAUAUGAAUUUCCAGUGUCCUGA
This is a messenger RNA of Dromaius novaehollandiae (emu), 1510 nucleotides long. RefSeq names its product zinc finger protein 696-like. Bases 278 to 823 code for a protein of 181 amino acids. Gene Ontology annotation, biological process: regulation of transcription by RNA polymerase II. Lineage: Eukaryota; Metazoa; Chordata; Aves; Casuariiformes; Dromaiidae. The transcript is spliced from 2 exons. The record is from RefSeq and is a predicted model, not a curated record. Gene Ontology annotation, molecular function: DNA-binding transcription factor activity; RNA polymerase II cis-regulatory region sequence-specific DNA binding.